GUUGUCGAGUUGUCAAAAAGUGGCUUUCGCGGAUCGAACCGAAAAUUUGUAUCCUCAAAUUUAGCACAAAAAUUCGUAUUUUUCAGGGCCAAAAUGAGUUCAAAAUCAAAGCGUGGUGAUAGUUCCGGCAAGGACGAUGAGCCGGUCAAGAUCAACAAAUGGGACGGAACCGCCGUCAAGCACGCCCUGGACGAUUCGGUCAAGACGGCCCUGAUGAAUCGAACCAACAUGAAGGAACACCACGCCAUCAUCGAUGGGCGGCUGCUGAUCUGUGCCCUGGCCGUGGCGACCGCCCUGGUGGCCCUUGGCUACGACUACCAGUAUUCCUUCCCGAGUUCCAAGCCGGUUCUGAUCGUGUGCGUUUGUUUCUACUUCUUCCUGAUGGGAGUGCUCACCGUGUACACGAGCUACGUCGAGAAGGGAAUUUUCGCCGUCGGUAAUCAGAAGGACGACAAGGGCAACCAGAAGCGCUGGCAGGCGAGCUCGGACAUGAAGAAGUACGACGACAAGUACGAGCUGACGAUUCAGCUGCGGGAUGCGCGGGGUGUCCGCGAGGCGACCGUCGUCAAGUCGGUGGCCAACUUUGUCGACACCAAUGGAACGAUUCUGGACGAUUUGGUGGCGAACGAACUGAGCCGCAUCGUGAAUUCGUUGAAUUCCGAAAAGAAGGAUAAGUAAAGGGUUUUAGAAGUAAGCUGAAUCUAGAAUGAAGUAUGUCAAGCACAGUCACACAUUUCCAGAGUUUGUGUUUCAACAAGACAAAAUUGAUGAUCUUUAUUAAAUGUGUCUACCUUUAGAGAUUCCUUGUGGAUUGUUUGGA
Messenger RNA from Ochlerotatus camptorhynchus, 820 nucleotides. It is a transcript of the gene Spase25, whose product is annotated as Signal peptidase complex subunit Spase25. The coding region runs from base 94 to 678 and encodes 194 amino acids. Gene Ontology annotation, cellular component: membrane; signal peptidase complex. Gene Ontology annotation, biological process: protein targeting to ER. The transcript is spliced from 2 exons. Lineage: Eukaryota; Metazoa; Arthropoda; Insecta; Diptera; Culicidae. The record is from RefSeq and is a predicted model, not a curated record.